Molecule: messenger RNA, 810 nt
Organism: Colletotrichum higginsianum IMI 349063
Lineage: Eukaryota; Fungi; Ascomycota; Sordariomycetes; Glomerellales; Glomerellaceae
Exons: 1
Coding region: 1-810 (269 amino acids)
Source: RefSeq, a predicted model, not a curated record
AUGGGCGGCAACAACUCCCAGGGAAGUGGUGGCAACCAAAGCCUCGUCGUUGCUCUAAGCAGCGUAUUCUCAGUGCUCGGUGUGGUCAUCAUCAUAUUGGCAAUUUGCCUCUGUUACCGUCACCGCCAUGGUCGCCUCCCGUUUAGUCGCCGGGGUAACAAGCCCAUCGACGAUGAGGAGAUUGAGUCUUGGAAGGCUUGCCGGACUAUUGAGAAGUGCACGACAAUCGUUGUCGACGAGCAUAACAAGCAUGGCUCGUCUGACUCUGUCCGCAAGCCAGCCAGCGUCAUCGUCUAUCAGAACCACGGCCAUUACCAACCUCGCGUUUCGACCGACACGGCCUCACGCUCUAUCCACCACAAACGGAGCAUGGACAAGAAGAGCAUUGAAAUUCCGCAGACCCCCGUCCUCGCAAGAGCCCCUAAUGCCCGUGUUGGCCUCACGGAUGACACCAUCGAAGGUGACCUGGCCUUCCUCCCUUCUCCGAAACGCCGAAACUCGAGGCUAUCCAAGCUGCCGCCGUUGUCCCCUCGUCACGGCAGACAUCGAAGCUCCCGUAGCAGCGCCAGCGUCGGUACUCUACGCGAUCACUGGUACGGCUACCACACCGAUAUGGAGCUGUCACCGCGCGCAUCUAUCGAUCAUUACGACCACAUGCCAUCCUCUGCACACUCAGAUGGCAAGCACCAACACGUCUACAUGUCUUCCUCGAACCCUCCUAGGUUAUCACUAGAUGACGAGUUCUAUCUGGGCGGACUUUCUCCCCGUCCUCUUCUUCGGCAAUCAGAAAUUGGACUCGCCGUAGGUUGA